AUGAACCCGCCUCAAACCCGAACCGGCGAGCAACAACAGCAGCAGCGUCGCAGCUCCCCAUCAAGCCAUACAAGCACGACUACGACGACCAACCCCGCGCAAACCCAAGGACAACCUCACACACCAAUACGUCGGCGGCUAUUCCAUCCCCCACCAUCCGCGACGACGCCGCCGUCCGAAAACCGGUUUCGCCCCGUCGUCGGAAGCGGCACGGUCAAUCCCUCCGUCCACCCCCAAUUCAGAUCAAAAGCCGUAUGCAAACUCUUCUGUCGCCACUGCACCAGCGUCAUGUGCCGCCGCGGGAUGAAAGCGAUCUUGCUCGGAAACACCAAAGUUGAGCUGUAUUCCACCGACACGCCGCCGACGGGGGUGCAGCUGGUCUACGGCGACUAUUUGACGCAGAAUUGCUCAUGUCGGAUACGAGAUGCGGCUUGCCUUGGCUGCGGAAAUGUCGUGGGCUACCAUGUAACACAACCAUGUGAAAAGUGCCUUGAGGCUUGUAACAACGGUCAUUUUUGGAUGUUCCUUUCUGACGGAGUGCAACCCGUCGACAGAGUGGACGCGUCAGGUGGGAACAGUUAUGUCGUUCCGUCCUUGCCAGCAAUCGCUUUCUCACGUUGCGUUUUUCACAUUUGA
This is a messenger RNA of Fimicolochytrium jonesii, 636 nucleotides long. RefSeq names its product FAM72 protein-domain-containing protein. The record is from RefSeq and is a predicted model, not a curated record. The transcript has 2 exons. Bases 1 to 636 code for a protein of 211 amino acids. Gene Ontology annotation, cellular component: cytosol. Lineage: Eukaryota; Fungi; Chytridiomycota; Chytridiomycetes; Spizellomycetales; Powellomycetaceae.